AGGAAGGAAAGAGGGAAGUAGGAGAACAAGUGAAGAUAAAACAUGAAGACUGACAAAAUAGGAAUAAAUAGAUGAAUAACGAACAGAAAGAGUGAAAAUUAAAUAGAAAAUAGAGAAAAAACAAAUAGAAAAAGAAAAAGAAAAAAAGAAAAGAGAAACAUUGAAAUAAGUGAAAAAAGAAAAAAAAGAAAAAAAAGUGAAAUGAUAAAGAAAUAAAAAGUUUUGAUUAAAAAGAUAUAAAGUUUUGUUGAUAAGUUGAAGAGUUACCAAUAGCGUGUCUGUCUGUCUGUCUGUGUGUCUGUCUGUCUGUGGAGGGAUGCCAGUGAAGAUUUUAACACCGAACCGUGCCGGGCUGAUGGCGUGCACAGCGGCGGUGGUGGUGGUUGUGACUGUUUCCUGCCUGGCCACGUACACACAGGACUGUAUCUCAUACCACGUGAAGCGCUCCCUACAAGGUCCAAUACCACAAGAUGACCCUGACCUUAUUGAAUGGGUGAGGGGUCAGCUGGUACCGCCCUCACGCCUCCCUUACAACCUGACCCUUCUCAUGAGUGGGCUACACCAGGAGGCCGACCAGGCAAAGAGCGGAGACAUCUACAGUCCCUCUCAAGAGUUCAUUCUGGGCAAGGUAGAGGAGCUGUAUGGGAAAAAGCUGACACAAGCGGGCACGUUUCUGGAGGCUGGAGCGUACGAUGGCGAGUUUCUGUCCAACACUCUUUACCUGGAGCACGAUUUCAACUGGCGCGGGUUACUGGUGGAGGCCAACCCUGUGUUCUUCCAGAAGCUUUUGUGGAAGAGGAGGAAAAGUUACGCUAUCAAUAUUUGCCUUAACACUAAGCCCUUCCCGUCCAAGGAGACCUUUUUAACGGGAUCGGAGCAGCCAGAGGAGACUAACCACCUUCUGAGCCAAGACAGCGUUGACCAGCCAUUACGUGACCCUCUGAUGGAGCAACACAUCUCCCUUGGCUCUUCUGGACUCAUUGAUUACAAGCACAAUGAUACGCAGGUGGGAUCGGUGACGGAGGUUCAGUGUGUGCCUCUCUACACAGUCAUACGCGCGCUGGGACGCACGCACAUUGACUUCCUGUCCCUCGAUGUGGAGCACGCGGAAAUGGGCAUUCUGGAUACUGUUCCUUGGGGCGAGAUUUCCUUCACGGUCAUGGCAAUCGAACACACGACCCAAGAUGACCUGGUGUCCUACCUUGACCAGCGAGGGUACCAGCACGUUGCCUCAUUCCAUGCUGACCACAUUUUUGUCAACAAGAAGAACAUUUUAUAAAGGUGAGGUGAUCAAGAAGAAGAGGAAGAAGAAGAAGAGGAGAA
Portunus trituberculatus (swimming crab) is the source of this 1323-nucleotide messenger RNA. RefSeq lists its product as uncharacterized. The transcript has 8 exons. The record is from RefSeq and is a predicted model, not a curated record. The coding region runs from base 317 to 1279 and encodes 320 amino acids. NCBI's taxonomy places the organism in Eukaryota, Metazoa, Arthropoda, Malacostraca, Decapoda, Portunidae.